Molecule: messenger RNA, 1976 nt
Organism: Hyla sarda
Lineage: Eukaryota; Metazoa; Chordata; Amphibia; Anura; Hylidae
Gene: CDK5RAP1
Product: CDK5 regulatory subunit associated protein 1
Exons: 14
Coding region: 156-1871 (571 amino acids)
Biological process (GO): tRNA modification; negative regulation of cyclin-dependent protein serine/threonine kinase activity
Cellular component (GO): cytosol; mitochondrion
Molecular function (GO): tRNA-2-methylthio-N(6)-dimethylallyladenosine(37) synthase activity; 4 iron, 4 sulfur cluster binding
Source: RefSeq, a predicted model, not a curated record
UUAUUAUUGACUCCUCCCAUUUUUGUGCCGGGGCCGGCCACGUGACUCCAGGGUCACGCUUCCUCUCCCGGUGUUGCGGCGGGCAGCCUUGUCCUCUGCUGUUCUCGUCAUUUACCGUAGUUUUACCGGCGGACAGGUGUCACAUCUCUGCCCCCAUGGAGCCGGUGAAGUUAUCUCGUCUGCUGUGUCGGGCCAAGGCGUUGCUUUCUUGUCGGGGCUUAAGUUCAAGCGUCCGUCCUAAUCAAAGGGCCACAGCCAGGACGGAGGAGUUCAGAGCCCGGGUGGCUGCGGGGCCACACCUUAAAGAGUUUGUCAGCCCCGCCUCAGAAGGUCCUGUCCCUUCAUCUGUAGAGGAGGAGGAGGACGCACCUCACUAUAUCACAGACAGUCCGACCCCGACCUAUAACAAAGUUUACUUUGAGACCUAUGGAUGUCAGAUGAAUGUCAGCGAUACAGAAAUAGCCUGGUCCAUAUUACAGAAGAGCGGAUAUGUCCGCAGUCAGUCGGCUGCUGAGGCAGAUGUCAUCCUCCUGGUGACUUGUUCUAUCAGAGAGAAGGCAGAACAGACCAUUUGGAACCGUCUGAAGCAACUUGGCUACGUGAAGCGGAAGCGGCACAAAUCCCAAGGUCCCCUGAGGAUCGGUAUAUUGGGGUGUAUGGCGGAGAGGUUAAAAGAGGAGAUCCUACAGAGGGAGAAGAUGGUGGACAUAUUGGCCGGCCCGGAUGCCUAUCGUGACCUGCCGAGACUUCUUUCUGUAGCCGAGACUGGUCAACAAGCUGCCAACGUGCUUCUCUCCUUAGACGAGACCUACGCGGAUGUCAUGCCGGUGCAGAUGUCUUCCAGCAGUGUCUCAUCCUUUGUCUCCAUCAUGCGCGGUUGUAAUAACAUGUGCACCUACUGCAUCGUUCCGUUCACACGCGGGAGGGAGAGGAGCCGGCCGGUACACUCCAUUUUAGAGGAAGUCCGAAUGCUGUCCAGCCAGGGGGUUAAGGAGGUGACCUUACUUGGUCAGAAUGUCAAUAGUUACCUUGACACGUCUUCGGUUGACUUUCCUUCCACCAAUACCUUACACCUCAGCCGCGGCUUCAGCACAAUCUACAAACCAAGACAAGGGGGGCUCCGAUUCGUGGACCUCCUGGAUCAGGUUUCCAGAAUAGACCCGGAAAUGAGAAUCCGCUUUACAUCUCCACAUCCGAAGGAUUUUCCUGAUGAGGUUCUCCAGUUAAUACGAGGACGGCAGAACAUCUGCAAACAAAUCCACAUUCCGGCUCAGAGUGGAAGUAAUGGAGUUCUAGAAUCCAUGAGGCGAGGUUACACAAGAGAAGCUUACUUGGAUCUUGUGCAAAAUAUCAGAGAACACAUCCCAGGUGUUAGUCUCAGCAGUGAUUUUAUAACCGGCUUCUGCCAAGAAACAGAGGAGGACCACCAGCAGACUUUGGCGCUCUUACGUGACGUAUCGUACAACGCCGCUUUCCUGUUUGCCUACAGCAUGAGGAAGAAAACAAAAGCCUUUCAUCGUCUGAAUGAUGACGUCCCACCUGAAGUGAAGAAAAGACGACUGGAGGAACUUAUCGCUGUCUUCAGGGAAGAGGCAGAGAAAGUCAAUCAGAGAGCGGUGGGAAGCACACAACUUGUCCUUGUGGAAGGGACUAGUAAGCGCUCAUCCUCAGAACUAUGUGGAAGGAAUGAUGGAAACACCAAAGUGGUUUUCCCCGAUCUCCCAGUUGCAAAUGAUUUAUUAUUAGGGAAUGAUAUCCGAGCGAGACCGGGGGACUAUGUGUUAGUGAAGAUUAUUUCUUCUAACUCACAAAGCUUAAGGGGAACACUUCUGGGUCCUGCCCGCCUGCAGUCAUCACCGGCCUAUUCCUGACUGUAGGGAUCCGACACCAUAGGAUUUUGCAUCUCUUUGUCCUCUUCUUAUAAGCUGUUCUGAAUUGUUCUUCAGCGUAUAUUAAAACCAUGCCAUACUUUAUAA